ACAACAACAACAAAACCACAGAGAGUGUCCAGUCAGUGGCUAAUCAAAAAAUUAAUUGCUUUGAAAUAUUUCGUCCACCACUUAGCAGUGUAGCGAGUGUCAUCACCAGCUAAAAAUAUCCGCGAUAGAAAAAAAAAUAAUCGGGACGCAACGAAAAUAAAAAGUGAACGUGAUUUCGCUGUUGCUUCCCCGUUACGUUCCUCCCCCGCGUGUCUUUGAUACCCAGUGACAGGUGGUGAAGAAAGAAGGAAGGACGCAGCAGAAUAUCGUAAACAAAUUUUAGAAUCCUCCGGGGCCGGGUCCCACCUUGUGAUUGACAUAAAAAAGCGACACAUUCGCAGGACAGGAAACGAAACACAUUUGCCACAUCCUACAACUGAACAAAGGAAUAGCCGGAAACAUAAAAGCAGAUACAGACACACCACUACCCUUUGGAUCAACACAUCAACAAAUACACCCAUUGUCAUCUACCUACACAGGAAACACUAAACAACUCAAAGCAGUCAUCAACAUGGAUGUCCAAGUACAGAACUCCCAGGGCACUCCGCAGUACUACCAGGAGCUAACGGCCCAGCAGCACCCGCGCGAGUACGACGACCCGGAGGACGAGGAAGCCGAGAUGGAAGCGGAACGCGAACUGGCCGAAGAUGCCCAGUGGAAGCGGAUACAGCAGAACACGUUCACCCGGUGGGCCAACGAGCACCUGAAGAUCAUCGACAAGAACAUUGCCAGCCUGGAGUCGGACCUGUCCGACGGGCUGAAGCUGAUCGCCCUGAUUGAGGUGCUGUCGCAGAAGCGCAUGAGCAAACACAACAAGCGGCCCACGUUCCGCAGCCAGAAGCUGGAAAAUGUCUCGGUGGCGCUCAAAUUCCUGGAAAUCGAAGGCAUCAAGAUCGUCAAUAUCGAUUCAUCGGACAUCGUCGAUUGCAAGCUGAAGCUGAUCAUGGGUCUGAUCUGGACGCUGAUCUUGCACUAUUCCAUCUCGCUGCCGAUGUGGGAGGGUGACGACAGCGAGAAUCAGGCCAACAACACGACGCCGAAGCAGCGGUUGAUGAACUGGAUCCACCGGCUGGUACCGGAUCUGCCAAUCAACAACUUCACCAACGAUUGGACCAGUGGCAAAGCAAUCGGUGCCCUGGUCGACGGAGUCGCUCCGGGACUGUGUCCCGAUUGGCCCAUGUGGGACCCGAAGGAUGCCGCCCAGAAUGCGUCCGAAGCCAUGGGCCUGGCCGAUGACUGGCUGGACGUGAGACAGCUCAUUCGGCCGGAAGAGAUGAUCAAUCCGAACAUUGACGAACAGUCCAUGAUGACCUACCUGUCGCAGUAUCCGAACGCGAAACUGAAGCAAGGUGCUCCCCUGCGACCCCGAACCAAUCCCAAUAGUAUUCCACCGCCGCGGGUUCGCGCUUACGGUCCCGGAAUCGAACCGACCGGACCGGUGGUUGGAGCCCCCGCUAACUUCACCGUCGAGACGUUCUCCGCUGGCAAAGGAACGGUCGACGUCGCCGUCGUCAACCCGAACGGCAACUCGGAAAAGGUGGACUGUCGCUUCAACAACGACAAGAAUCUCACCUACUCGGUAUCGUACGUGCCGAAAAUCGAAGGACCGCACAAGGUCAUCGUCAAGUUCUGUGGUCGCGAUAUCCCCAAGAGCCCGUACGAGGUUCUCGUCGACGGUCAGGCCGGCGAUCCGUCCAAGGUAACCGCCAGCGGUCCCGGCAUCCAACCGGACGGAGUCACCGUUAACAAGCAGACGUACUUUGAAAUUUCGACCAAGGAUGCCGGGAAGGGAGUUCCCGAAGUCAUCAUCCUCGAUCCGGCAAAUCACAAGACUUCGGUGGCCGCAAAACUUCGCCAGCUUGCUCAGAACCACUACCGCUGUGAGUACACGGCCAACCAGGUUGGUCUGCACUCGGUGAAUGUGUUCUACAAUGGCGAACAGAUCAAGAAUAGCCCGUUCGGAGUUCGUGUGGCACCGGUUUGCGAUCCCAAGAAGGUCAGAGCGAGCGGUCGUGGACUACAGCCGGUUGGAGUUCGCGUCAACGAUGAAGACGUUACCUUCCGAAUCUACACGGAAGGUGCUGGCGAGGGUAUCCCGGAGGUCAAGGUGUUCGGCCCGGGAGGAGUCAUCCCAGAGUACAGCAUUCGAAAGAUUGACGGUACAACCUAUGAAGCUCAAUACAUUCCAUUGAAGGAGGGUCGCUACAAGAUUCUGGUGCUGUUUGGCGGAGUGGAGAUCCCCAAGUCUCCCUUCGAAGUCACCGUUGGACCUCAGAAGCACACAUCGAUAGUCGCUUACGGCCCUGGGCUCAGGUCCGGAAUGGUUGGAAACCCGGCUAGCUUCGUGGUGGAGACCAACGGUGAAACCGGUAAUCUAGGCUUUAGCAUAGCUGGACCCUCGCAGGCCGAGAUCGAGUGCCACGACAAUGGGGACGGUUCGGCUCUAGUCAAGUAUCACCCGACCGCCCCGGGAGAAUACGCUGUACAUAUCCUAUGCGAUAACGAAGAUAUCCCGAAGAGUCCCUACAUUGCCCACAUCUUGCCCAAGGUCGAUGACUUCCAUCCCGAACUGGUCAAGGUCUCCGGUCCAGGAAUCGAAAAGAACGGUAGCGUUAUUACGAACAAACCAACCGAGUUUACGGUGGAUGCUACCAAGGCUGGAGAUGCCCCACUGGAGGUUAAGAUCAACGACGUGUUCGCCAACACGAUUCAGCACAAAUUCAUGAAGAAUUCGGAUGGUACCAAAAAAGUGAUGUACACAGCUCCAACCGCUGAGCCAGUGACCGUCGAAGUCAACUACGGAGGGGUGGCGAUCCCUGGAUCUCCAUUCCGAGUUAACGUAUCGACUCCGCUGGACCCAUCCAAGGUGCAAUUCUUCGGUCCCUGGCUGGAAUCCGGCAAUCGACCCAACGCAGCUACCCACUUCAACGUAGAUGCCAGGAAUGCCGGAAACGGAUUACUCGAAGUCAACCUCAUCCACGAAGAGACCAAACAGAAGAUCCCAGUUCGGAUCAUCGAUAACGACGACAACACCUACGCCGUCGAAGUGAUUCCUCCGCUGGCCGGAACCUACACCACCAAUCUGGUCUACGGAGGCCUAAAAGUCCCGUUAGCCCCGAAAGUCACCGUCAACCCGGCGGUUGACGUUUCCAAGAUCAAAGUCGAUGGCUUAGAACCAACGGCACCGUUGAACAGUCUUCAACAGUUCCGAGUGAUAACGAAUGGUAUCGGUAAGGCCGAUCUUGCCGUAACAAUCACUAGCCCUUCCGGGAAUCGUGUCAAAGCGCACGUCAUUCCCACGGCUGAAGGCUUCUUGGUCAAUUUCACUCCCACCCAACUGGGAGAGUACCUUCUCAGUGUAAGUUUCGGUGGAACUCCGAUAACUCCCCAACCCUUCCGACUGCAGUGUCUAGUAGGUUCCGAUUCCCGUAAGGUUCAGGCCACUGGCCCGGGCCUGGUGAAGGGGAUCAUCAACCGUCCGGCAGAGUUCAUGAUCGAUACCCGAGGAGCCGGCCAGGGUGGGCUCGGAGUUACCGUCGAAGGACCCUGCGAAGCGGCCAUCAACUGUCGCGAUAAUGGCGACGGAACGUGCAACGUUGCUUACCUGCCGACGGAGAUCGGAGACUACACCAUCAACAUCACCUUCAACGACGACCACAUCGCCGGGUCACCCUUCCAGGCAGUCAUCCUUCCGGAGCCGAAUCUGAGCCGCAUCCGGGUGUCCGGAAUGGGAAUCCAACCGCACGGUGUCAUCAUGAACGCUCCGACCGACUUCAUGGUCGACAUGAGCAAGGUCGGGGACGACGUAGACAAGAGUAAGCUCUCCUGCAACAUCUUUGAUCCUCGUGGCAACGAAAUUCCGAGCAAGCUGGUUCCCAGCGACAACAAUGACAUCUUCCGCAUCAUGUACACUCCGUUCGAAGCUGGUCGUCACACCAUUGACCUGUUGUACGACAAUGUCCCCGUACCGGGAUCACCGUUCGUCGUCAAUGUCAAAUCCGGAUGCGAUCCAACGCGCUGCCGUGCCUAUGGUCCUGGUCUGGAACAAGCCCUAACCGACACGUCGGCUACCUUUACGGUUGAAACUCGUGGAGCUGGUGCCGGAGGUCUCUCGCUAGCGAUUGAAGGGCCUUCUGAAGCUAAGAUGAGUUGCACUGAUAAUCGUGACGGUUCGUGCGAUGUCGAGUACGUCCCAACCGAACCCGGAGAGUACGACAUCACUAUACGCUUCGCUGAAAAGCACAUCCCCGGAUCUCCAUUCAAGGUGGUCGUUAACGAGGCAACUCGUCCGGAGAAGGUCAAGGUGUAUGGCCCCGGAAUCGAGCACGGACAAGUUUACGAAGGAGUUCCAGCCGAAUUCUACAUCGAUUGCGGUCAGGCUGGACCUGGUAAGAUCGGAGUCAAACUGACCUCUUCCGAUGGCAAACCGAUCAGCGUUCAUGUCGACGACAAGGGAGACGGUGUCUACGCUGUAUCGUACAACCCUCCACUGGAAGGUUCGGUCCUAACGGCUCAGGUGCGCUUCGCGGACCAGGAAGUCAAUGCCAGUCCGUUCGUCAUGCACGUGCAGCCACCCCCGACGAAGACAGCACCGCAGGCUCCAGCCAAGGUCUACGGAGACGCCACCACCAAGAAGAACCUUCCGGCAUCCCUGCCGGCCAAGUUCCAGAUCGAUGCCCCCAAGAAGGGUACCACGGAUGGAGCUCCCGGCAAAGAGGACAUCAACGUUAGUAUUAAGGGUCCAGAUGGGAAGCCACUGGUGCCGAAGAUGGAACAGGUCGAGGACGGAACGUACGCCGUGACGUUCGUUCCGGACGAGUGCGGACCCUACAAUGUCAGUAUUAAGUGCGGUGGAAAGGAUGUGCUGGGAUCGCCCUUCCUGCUGCAGGCCAUUCCGACUGGGGAGGCCGAGAAAGUCAAACUGCUGGAGGCGAUUCCGACCAGUCAGGAGUACGGCAAGAAGAACCACGUGGCCGUCGAUGCCCGUGAAGCUGGAACCGGUGCCGUGACGUGCAAGAUUGUGUCCCACUCGGAAGCUGGCGACGUCGACCUGGAGGUGAUCGAGAAGGAUGGCUUCUUCGAUAUCUUCUACACCCUGAAGGACCCGGGCGACUACGAUCUGGACAUCAAAUUCGGCGGCCAGCACAUCCCCAACGGCACCUUCACCAUCAAGGCCGUUGAGAACGUCGAGCAGCAAGUGACCAGCACUACCAGCAGUACGACCAAAUCGUCGUCGGCCACCGUUUCGGAGAACCAGCAAAUCUACCAACAUCAGGAAUCGUACGUAGAGCAGGUCUCGUCCGUGUCCAAAUCCAAACUAUUCCAUCAGCAGACAGCGACUGAGGAGUUAAUUCUACGGGAACGUCAACAGCAACUACUCAACGGCAAGCACGAGAACGGUUUGAGCAACGGGCACAACAACCACGUUCAUUCGUCGUCGUCCUCGGUGAACGCCGUCAGCAACAACAGCAAGCAGAGCGUGAGCAACAUCAGCAGCACCAGUGUAAGCCAAACUACUUCCGCCGUCGAAACCUCCGCCAGUCACAGCAGUCACACUAGCAACAGCGCAAACCAACUGCGGGACUUCAAGCUCGAACGGUUGAAUCUUCCCCAGACCGGAGGUGUGGUGAGCGCCGAAGUCAGGAUGCCAAGCGGAGAGGUAGACAUGCCCGUCAUCGACGACAACCACGAUGGUACCGUGUCGAUCCGGUACAACCCGAAGGAGGAAGGCAUCCACGAGCUGGCCGUCAAGUACAACGGUGAACACGUGCAGGGAUCCCCGUUCAAAUUCCACGUCGAUUCCAUCUCCAGCGGCUACGUGACGGCGUACGGUCCGGGCCUGACGCAUGGCGUUACCGGCGAACCGGCCCAGUUCACCAUCUCCACCAAGGGUGCCGGCGCCGGUGGACUGCAGAUGGCCGUCGAAGGUCCCAGCAAGGCUGAUAUCACCUACCACGACAACAAGGAUGGCACCGUUUCCGUAUCCUACCUGCCAACCGCACCGGGCGAGUACAAGAUCACCGUCCGCUUCGGCGACAAGCACAUCAAGGGUUCGCCGUACUUCGCCAAGAUUACCGGUGAAGGUCGCAAGCGUAACCAAAUCUCCGUCGGAUCCUGCUCGGAAGUUACUCUGCCCGGAGUCAUCUCCGACCAGGACCUGCGCUCGCUCAACGCUUCCAUCCAGGCUCCGUCCGGUCUGGAGGAACCGUGCUUCCUGAAGCGCAUGCCAACCGGCAACAUUGGAAUCUCGUUUACACCUCGCGAAGUCGGUGAGCACACCGUAUCGGUGAAGCGACUCGGAAAGCACAUCGCCAACUCACCCUUCAAGGUGAACGUCUGCGAACGAGAAGUGGGCGAUGCCAAGAAGGUCAUUGUCACCGGAAAUGCCCUCAAAGAGGGCCAGACCCACUCCGAAAAUGUCUUCUCCGUAGAUACCCGCAACGCUGGCUACGGUGGUCUAUCCCUGUCCAUUGAAGGCCCCAGCAAGGCCGAAAUCCAGUGCACAGACAAGGACGACGGUACCCUGAACAUCUCUUACAAGCCAACGGAACCGGGCUACUACAUCGUAAAUCUGAAGUUUGCCGAUCACCACGUUAACGGAUCGCCCUUCACCGUGAAGGUGUCCGGCGAGGGAACCAACCGACAGCGCGAGAAAAUCCAACGCCAGCGCGAAGCCGUUCCCGUCACCGAAGUCGGAAGUCAGUGUAAGCUGACCUUCAAGAUGCCCGGAAUCACCUCGUUCGACCUGUCUGCCACCGUCACCUCGCCUGGUGGUGUCACCGAAGAUGCCGAAAUCCAGGAAAUCGAAGAUGGCCUCUAUGCAGUACACUUUGUCCCGAAGGAACUCGGCGUGCACACCGUCUCCGUCAAGUACAAGCAGAUCCAUAUCCCUGGAUCCCCAUUCCAGUUCACGGUAGGCCCGCUGAAGGAUACCGGUGCCCACUUGGUGAAGGCCGGUGGACCCGGUCUGGAGCACGGUGAGCAGGGAGUGCCAUGCGAGUUCAACGUGUGGACCCGUGAAGCCGGUGGUGGUACCCUGGCCAUCUCCGUCGAGGGCCCCAGCAAGGCCGAAAUCGAAUUCAAGGAUCGCAAGGACGGAUCGUGUGACGUGGCGUACGUCGUUAGCGAACCAGGUGACUACCGUAUUGGUCUCAAGUUCAACGACCGUCAUAUUCCGGACUCGCCGUUCAAGGUAUACGUAUCGCCGGCCAUGGGUGAAGCCCACAAGCUGGAGAUUGCUCAGUUCCCGAGUGGCCCGGUACAAGCGGACAAGCCAGCUCAGUUCAUGGUCCGGAAGAACGGUGCUAAGGGUGACCUGGAUGCUAAGGUUGUAGCCCCGUCGAACAACGAGGACGAUUGCUUCAUCCAGCUGAUCGACCAGGACCAGUACUCGGUACGUUUCUACCCGCGCGAGAACGGAAUCCACGCCAUCCACGUCAAGUUCAACGGUGUCCACAUCCCCGGAUCGCCGUACCGCAUCAAGGUCGGCAAGGACGACGUCGACCCGGCGGCAGUUCAUGCCUCCGGUAAGGGUCUAGGCGAUAUCAAGACCGGCGAGAAAACUGACCUCAUCAUCGACACCUGCAACGCUGGCGCUGGAACUCUGGCCGUCACCAUCGACGGACCGUCCAAGGUGGCGAUGGAUUGUACGGAAGUCGAGGAAGGCUACAAGGUUCGAUACACUCCACUGUUGGCGGGACACUACUACAUGACCAUCAAGUACAACCAGAUGCACAUCGUCGGAUCGCCGUUCAAGAUCUACUGCACAGGUGAUAAGCUCGCGGAAGAAGGCGGCCAGGAAACGUCUUCCGUUGUCGUGGAAACGGUAGCCAAGGUAUCCAAGGGCGGAAACCGGGCCGGAGUCAUCCUGCCAAUCUUCAAAUCAGACGCCAGCAAAAUCGUAUCCAAAGGCAUGGGACUGAAGAAGGCGUACCUAGGCAAACAGAACCAGUUCGCGCUCAACGCCGGAGACGCUGGAAACAACAUCCUAUUCGUUGGCAUUUACGGACCGAAGGGACCUUGCGACGAGGUGUUCAUCAAGCACACCGGCCGCAACCAGUAUCAGGUAAACUAUUUGGUUCGCGAGCGUGGCGACUACAUUCUGAUGGUGAAAUGGGGCGACGACCAUAUUCCCGGUUCGCCGUUCAAGGUCGAAGUGUAAGCCGCCGUCCGCCAUUUUCCGGACAUCAACCAUCGCUUCCGCCACGCCGCCGUCGUCGUCACAGCCACCUCGUUCCUCUCCCUCCUCUUCCCCAUGUCACCCCUCCCCCAGGAAAAAAAAUGCGUCGUUGUGUGUGUGCGCGUCCAUCAGUGCCUUCUUUUCAAACGUCUUACUUUGAGAAUUACCGUUACUACGCGGGACCGUUCGAGGCCCUGCCGAAUUCGCCAUUUGUUUUCUUUUCGUUAAGAAUCCAAAACCACUAUCCGUACGUGAGCCAGUGUCAUUUUAAGUUACUCUUGAGAGCAAGCGAUACAUUUUACUACUAUUCGUGAAAGACAUGAUCAACCUGCGUCAAUCGAAAAUCAGUCACAUUGCUCUCGGAAAACUAAUAGAGUUUAUACUAAGGGAAGUUCAACCGCAGGCGGGACCUUAACAGUUGUAACGCCACGCAUUCAUAAGUUUUACUCAAUUAAAGAAAAAGAAAAACCAACCACGUGCCUCCCAGCUACGAGACAAAGACAAGUUAAACGACUUUGAACGCCCUCCUGUAGUAAUCUUUUGUAAAAAAAAAAAAACUAAAGUAGAAUUGAGUCCACAAGGAAUCAACUUGAAACGCUAAAACGACCAGCGCAACCAGCAGCGACAGAAUACAUAUUUAAUGUUAUUCUAGUUAUUAUUAUCAAUUUACGAUAAUGUUCGAUUAAGUUUAUUCUUCCAUGUCUUUAGUUUCUUUUUUAAGUUUAUUAUUGAUCGCACACGUCAACACCAGCGUACUCCUUUGCUCCCCGGAUAGGAAUUAGUUUAUCCGUUUUCUUCCCUGUCAAUUGUCAUUGAUGUGAAAGUUUUUUUUUUUUAAGUUCGUAAUUUUAUUUUAUCUAAUGUUUACCUAUUUACGUUGAAUCAUUUUUAAGCAAAGAGAAAACAAAAGGAACCGUAAUUAUUUAUUAUUUCUUUCGAAAGGAACUUUUUUUUUUAAUAUCAAAUAAAAACGUUAAAUAAUA
Ochlerotatus camptorhynchus is the source of this 9162-nucleotide messenger RNA. RefSeq names its product filamin-A (gene cher). NCBI's taxonomy places the organism in Eukaryota, Metazoa, Arthropoda, Insecta, Diptera, Culicidae. The transcript has 19 exons. The coding region runs from base 512 to 8161 and encodes 2549 amino acids. The record is from RefSeq and is a predicted model, not a curated record. Gene Ontology annotation, molecular function: actin filament binding. Gene Ontology annotation, biological process: actin cytoskeleton organization.